CAAAAUAAAAUAUUAAAAGUGCUUAGUGACAUACAUGCAAAUUGGUCAGAGCUCAGGCACAUAGGGAUGCUGCCUCGCCCUCCAGGCAGUUACAGCCAGUGUUUGUGUUCAGAGCAAAUCAAAUAUGUAUUCUGCUGUUAGUGAUGGAAUUGUGAACUAGUCUUGCAGGAUUAUAAAACAAACUGACAGAAGUUUUCGAAGUAUAAAGCCCGGGUGCAUUAAGGUUGUUUUUUUCUAAAGCAAAAAGCAGACCUAUUCCAGUUCAUAGCUGAAGAAAUUGCAAAAAAGACGACAAUUUUCCUGAAAAUGGCAUCCAGUAAGCAAGUCCAGGGCAGGUCCUCUGAGCUGAGGGUGGUGCUGCUUGGGAGGGCAGGGGACGGGAUGAGUGCCUCUGGAAACACCAUCCUGGGCAGUGAAGAGUUUCAAUCUGAUGCCAGCUCCUCCUCAUUAACAAAGGAGUGCAUGAAGAAAACAGCUGUAGUUGCUGGGAGACACGUUUCUGUGGUCGACACUCCAGGAUUUUUUCGCACAGAUCUCUAUGAAGACGAGGUUAAACUGGAGAUUGGGAGAUGUGUCUCCCUGUCCUCCCCGGGACCCCACGCUUUCCUCCUGGUGAUGCCGUUGGGUCCAUACACAAAGCAAGAGAAGGAAAUAGUGCAGGAAAUCCAGAAGAUGUUUAGUGAGAAAGUUAUGAGGUUCACCCUGAUUCUGUUCACCAGAGCGGAUGAUCUCGAAAAGGGCAUGACUAUCAAGAAGUACCUUAAGAGCAGCCAGGAGCUCCAGGAGCUGGUGACAAAGUGUGGGGGGUGUCACGCCUUCAAUAACAAGGAGGCGAAUCCCACCCAGGUCACUGAGCUCCUGGAGAAAAUAGAGAGCAUGGUGGCUGAGAACGGAGGCAGCCACUACACUGAUGAGAUGUACCAGCAGGCACAAACAGCGAUCAGACAAGAGAAGGAGGAGAUAUGUGGUUGUGCCCCGAUGUGGCUGUGUUUUUAAAUACAAUUUUUCUAAUAUUUUUGUAAGGCUCAUUCAGUCAAUAGUUAAAACAGCUAGAAUUUGAAUACAGUUGUCCACUUUUGCGAGCCAGGACCUAGGUAGUGAAUUAUUAGCAGCUUAAAACUUUCAGUAAUUUGACUAUUUAAUGAUUUCACCUGAACUAUAAACAGAAAUGAUACAGCUUCAUCUGCGUAUUGAUCUUUGCUUCUGGUUUACAUUGAAUUUGGUGCAUUGCUCAGUUUAAAGUUUAACACAAUUGCAUUUCAGCAACAUGAUUUCUUGCUCUUAUUGUAUUACUUGUAUUGUAACACUUAAUGUAUUUGCUUAUGAUUGUAAGUCGCCCUGGAUAAGGGUGUCUGCUAAGAAAUAAAUAAUAAUAAUAAUAAUAAUGA
Molecule: messenger RNA, 1388 nt
Organism: Acipenser ruthenus (sterlet)
Lineage: Eukaryota; Metazoa; Chordata; Actinopteri; Acipenseriformes; Acipenseridae
Product: GTPase IMAP family member 4-like
Exons: 2
Coding region: 307-996 (229 amino acids)
Molecular function (GO): GTP binding
Source: RefSeq, a predicted model, not a curated record